Messenger RNA from Caenorhabditis briggsae, 1008 nucleotides. It is a transcript of the gene Cbr-ceh-10, whose product is annotated as Protein CBR-CEH-10. Gene Ontology annotation, molecular function: DNA-binding transcription factor activity, RNA polymerase II-specific; sequence-specific double-stranded DNA binding. Lineage: Eukaryota; Metazoa; Nematoda; Chromadorea; Rhabditida; Rhabditidae. Bases 1 to 1008 code for a protein of 335 amino acids. Gene Ontology annotation, cellular component: nucleus. Gene Ontology annotation, biological process: regulation of transcription by RNA polymerase II. The record is from RefSeq and is a predicted model, not a curated record. The transcript has 4 exons.
AUGGCCGUUGAUGAUAUGCAGUUGGCCGCAUCAAUGCAGAUGAGCAAUCAGAUGAGCAACUCGCAGAGAAUGAGCUUUGCGAUACAUGAAAUUCUUGGAAUUCAGGGCAACGCCUACCUAUCCCAUGGCUACUGUCCACAGGGAACGUUCUUCCCAAACCAACCGAAUUUCAUGGAUAUUAGCACUUGCGGGGUCUCCGGAUUCGACAGCAGACCUCUCUGUGGAACCGAUGGACUUGGAAAUGUGUCAGCAAGUUCUGCUCCAUUGAUGUACCGUAUGCCUACUUCUACCAAUGACGUCGUGCUCAAUGUGGAGCCACAAACCCAAGUGAGCUCCACAACUUCUACAUCUUCAUCUGGAGCCUGUGCUACUUCCACGUCUUCUGGAGGUGGAAAAGCUAGCAAACGGAAGAAGCGAAGACAUCGCACAAUCUUCUCCCAAUAUCAAAUUGAUGAACUCGAGAAGGCGUUCCAAGAGGCUCACUAUCCGGAUGUCUAUGCUCGUGAAGUGCUUGCUGGGAAGACUGAACUUCAAGAGGAUCGGAUUCAGGUAUGGUUCCAAAACAGACGUGCCAAGUGGCGAAAAACCGAGAAGACGUGGGGAAAGAGUACGAUAAUGGCCGAGUAUGGGUUGUACGGAGCCAUGGUUCGACACUCGCUUCCGCUUCCAGAAACGAUUACAAAGUCAGCAGAGACAGCGGAUCCACAGCAGAGUGCGGCGCCAUGGUUGUUAGGAAUGCACAAAAAGAGCAUGGAAGCUGCUGCACACUUGGAGAGUGUCGAGAAAUGUGAUAUGUCGGAUAGUGAGGAUGAUGAACCACCUCGUCCGGUCAAAUCGGAGUACAAGACACCAAGACUCCCUGAAGCACCCAUUCAAACCCAUCAGACUCUGAAUUUCGAUACACCCCUAGUCUCCCAACAAGUCCACUUCCAGAAUGCCCAAAUGAUUCCUUCGAUUUCCUCAUCGAAUUCCUUGAAAUUGUACCAUGAUUACACUAAUUCCAUGUAA